AUGGCCAGACUCAGCAAGAACACAAACACAAACACAUCCCGCCGACGCUCGACACCCGAACCCCACCUCUCGCCGUCCGGAAAUGGCAGCAGCAGUCCGUUCUCGUCGCCUUCGCGAAGAGUACAGAGCAGUCUGCACAAGUUCUUUGCAAAGAAAGACGGGCAUCGCUCGACGCUCUCGUCUCGGAGAUCACCAUCGCCGACGCCGUCUCGCAGACCUACUAGCGCGCACGUCCCAUCUUCACGAUAUCUGAAAAAACCACUAGGCCCAGAUCCCGAAGAGAUCAUGAGAAAGCUCCACGCGCGCUCGGAAGAGAUCAGGAAAAGCCGCGACCUAAUAGAGGAAAACAAGCGGUUCCACGAGGCAAAUCUCGCAGAAGCAGCCGCGUCCGAGGAUGCAGCAGAUAUCAUGGUCUCGCCCAGCCGGCGGCGGGAGAAAGGGGAUCCAAGGACGAGCGCGUUCACGACCGAGUUUUUGAAGAGUUCGCUGGGGAGUAAAGCUGCGAGGCGGAUGCAGAGGUUGUUGAGAAAGCAGCAGAAGGAGCAGGAUCGGCCUGUGUUUGUGUUUUUUAGGCCGUUGGGGGAGUUUAGAGCGAAGAGGGAGAGGUUUCCUGUUUUUAAGGACGUGACGCGUCUCGAGCCGUGGAUACAGACGUGUUUGCUGGAUGCAAGCACGAGAAGCAAUAUGUUUGAAAGUGGAUUCAUCAAGUACAUGCUUGACACCGGCAAAAAGAUCCCAUAUGCCAUCAAGCGCUGGCUGAUGCUCGAAAGUAUUUCACUCCUCAUCUCUACUCUCUUCAAAUUUACUAGUGCUGACUUUACAUCCACAGUUUCCGCGGAGCCGAACGCAGUACUGGCGAAUGCGUAUCUCAACACUCUUCUGAGCUGCGACACGCUUCCGAUCGACAAAGACGUUGUCUCUGCAAUGAUGCUGAACCUAGGUGUUGAUGAGGACGUUGCAAAGUUGACUACUCCGUUAACGCUUACUCUGCCGCCUACGCAUGCCGACGACGAAGACGAAGACCCUACCGCAUCCCACCCCAAACAAAACCCCAAGCCGCCGGACGAACACUCCAAGACCCCCGCGUCAAACAUCGAAAACACUCUCUCCCUCUUCACCCACAUCGUCCACAAGCAAACCUACCGCGACAUCAUCUCGCUCUUCAUGUUCGCCCUCUGCACCCUCCUCGACUCCUCCUUCUCCACCGCCCCCCUCAUCGUCUCCGCCGCGUCCAAACUCCUGUCCGCAAUCAUCCUCGCCCGCACGACUACAAACGCAUGGCUCGCGUCCCUGCCACCAUACCUCUUCGAGCUCAUUCGCGGGGCACCCCUCCGCGCGCGCCUGCUCGCUAUCUUACCCGUCUCGGCAGGCGACCCCGCGAUCGCGCUGCGCACACAGCUCGCGCUUGCGUUUUUUCUGGAUGAUAUUGAGGGGGUGAUGCGCGAGGAGGUGCAUGAGGCAAAGAGAUUGCCGAUUGCGAAGAGGAUUAUUCCGGAGUUGAAUGAGAAUCUGCUGUAUAGGCUGCGGAUGAAGCAGGAUGCGGAGGUGAGCGAGGGGGAUGAUACUCGUGAUGAUGAGGAAGAGGAGCAGGAGGAGGAGGAUGAGGAGAUGUUUCAGGACGCAGCUGAAAGCGUCUCCCCAUCCCUCGACACGCCCAACGAAACUGAUGACGACGACGACGACGCGUCAUCCUCCUCUUCCUCCACCUCCUCGACCUCCAGCGCGAGCUCCAAAUUCGACUACCCCCUCCUCGCGCACAAAAUCACGUUCCUCAACUACGCGCUCCAGAGCUACGUCCGCAUCGGCAAAGACCACGACAAGAUCAACUACAUCAUCACCGCGCACCUCUCGCGGCUGCAAAAACAGAUUUUCAAUCCUGACGCGCGGUUUAGAGAUCGUACGGUAGCCGUGUUGGGGCUUAGGGCGCUGGAGUAUCGGUUGAGGGGGAUGUAUGUGGAUUCGAGGCAGAGCGUGCUGGAGAGACGGAGGGUGGCGAGUUUGAAGCGGAGGAAGAGGAAGAGGGAGGAGUGA
Messenger RNA from Myxozyma melibiosi, 2031 nucleotides. RefSeq lists its product as uncharacterized. The record is from RefSeq and is a predicted model, not a curated record. Lineage: Eukaryota; Fungi; Ascomycota; Lipomycetes; Lipomycetales; Lipomycetaceae. The coding region runs from base 1 to 2031 and encodes 676 amino acids. The transcript has 2 exons.